AUGUACCCUUCCGCAGACGUGUACUCAACUUCAGCGGCGGAGGGGGCGAGCGGCGGGUUCCCGCUGGAGCCGGCGUUCUGGCCACUGCGCGCGCACUACAACGCGGCGCUGCCCUACCACGCCGCCACAGUCCGGGUGUCCGCCGAGCCGCUGCACUGCGCCGCCACGGCCAGGAUACACCACCGAGCGGGUCCUCUCCAAUCUGCCAACUGUACGCUGGGAGUGGGAGAGAACCGCGUGACUGUGGUGGUGGAGGCCCCUGGUUCGCCGCCCGCCGUGUACACGCUACUGCUGCAGCGACGGCCCGCCAGCUUCGGGGAACCGCCUUUCAACCCGGCACGUAACUACUCCGUCUGCGCCCUGCGUCAGGAGUGCGAGUACCAGUUCUCGCCUGGCGAGCCGUGUGGUCUGCAGCCCGAGCCUCCGCCGUGGUCAGCGCUGCAACGGCGCGCCCUCACGCUGCCUGCCUGCGCCACCGGCGACGCCUUCGGGCGCUGGGUGGUGCCGUGCGACGCCUGCGAGUCGCGCGCCUCCUGCGUAUGGAGCGAGGCGCGCUGGCUGCCCUACGGCUGCGUGCACCGCCGACUCACGCUUCCGCAGCUCCGGCGCUGCCUCCACAACAAGAAGAAAAUGGUUCCAUGGCUUGUGCCGUAG
This is a messenger RNA of Schistocerca nitens (vagrant locust), 654 nucleotides long. RefSeq names its product cadherin-like and PC-esterase domain-containing protein 1. The transcript has 6 exons. The record is from RefSeq and is a predicted model, not a curated record. NCBI's taxonomy places the organism in Eukaryota, Metazoa, Arthropoda, Insecta, Orthoptera, Acrididae. The coding region runs from base 1 to 654 and encodes 217 amino acids.